GUUUGAUUGGAUUUGUCAUUGUCAUUAGUCAAAUGUCAAACGUCAUUGUAAUAAAUUGCGUUGCGUCGCCGAUAUGGCGUUUGUUCUAGAAACCGAUUUUUAACGUUUUUGAAUAAAAAUGAUAGUAAGUUGCGUUGUGAGUUGGUGUUAAUGAAACUAUAAACUAUUUUAAGCAAGGUAAUUUUGCUUAAUUUGAUUACAAUGGCUGUAGGAACAAGCAAAAUCGUCCAAGUGACGAAUAUUGCUCCACAAGCAACCAAAGAUCAAAUGCAGGUACUUUUCGGUUAUUUGGGUAAAAUAGAAGAUAUUCGUUUAUAUCCAACGAUUAGGGAUGUUUCAUGUCCAGUAACGUCCCGUAUUUGCUAUAUUAAAUUUAUAGACAGCUCUACUGUUGGCAUAGCCCAACAUAUGACAAACACUGUCUUUAUUGAUAGAGCUUUGAUAGUGAUUCCGAUUUCAAGUGGAGACAUUCCUGACGAGUACUAUGCUUUGGAAAUGACGAAGAAUGGGACUAUUGUACCAGGUCUGACCCCAACGGAUCCAAAAUUACCCCCGCAUGUUGUGAAUACCCUUCAUAAAACAGGUGAUGAACAAGUUAUAAUUACUACAGAUCCAAAUUUAAUAUCAAAUAAUUUGCCACCGUAUCCACCAUUAUCAGUAAGCUUUGAUACAGGCAAAAUUGAAGAAACCAGGAGAACCAUAAUUAUGUUAAAUUAUGAUUCUUCUAUGAGCAAUAAUGACAUCAUAGACUUCUUCAGUUCUGCAGGAGAAGUAAAGUAUUUAAGAACUUGUAAACAGGAUUCUACAGGCGCCACACAUAUGCUUGUUGAAUAUAGUGACCAAUCAAGCAUUGUGAGUGCUUUGAAGUUAAAUGGUAAAGAAUUAAAUGGCCAAAUUGUUGAGGUACAACAUGCCACCCAACCAAUAGUUAAGCCUCAAGCUAAGAGCAAUGAAGCAGCUCAAAAAGAAAUCGAAGAAGCCAUGUCUAGAUUUAAGGAGGCACAAAAUAUGAUCAAUGCUUCUAUUGAGCCUGUAAUUGGAAUGCUUACAAAGGAUAAAAGGAGUUCACGUAGAUCAAGAUCUAGGUCAAGGGGUAGGAGGAAGAGGUCCAGAUCUAGAUCUAGGAGGAGGUCAAGAUCUAGAAGGAGAAGAUCGACAUCUAGAAGAAGAUCAAGGUCCAGAGAUCAUAGACGGAGAUCUAGAUCGAGAGACAGAAGACGUUCCAGUUCCAGAUCAAGACGCUCCCGCUCCAGAAGCACGAAAUCGAGAAGAUCACGCUCUAAAUCGAGAAAAAUAGCUCGUAGAACGCGAUCGAGAGAACGUUCUCCUCGUAAGGUAGAACGUGACAGAAAAUCAAGGGAGAGAUCUAGGGAUCGUAAGCGCGGCAGCCGAGACAGAGACAAGGAUAAGGACAAAGAAAGAGAUAAAAAAUCGAAAGAACGCGAGUCCGUCGAGAAGGAGAAGCCCGCUAGGGAGUCCAGAGAAAAGAAGAUCGAGAAAGAACCUACCGUGGAUGAGAAACGUAAAUCGCGGUCUAGAAGUAAAAGCAAGCGUAGGUCAAGAUCGAAAGAGCGCAAAACGAGAGAACGUAAAAGGUCUCGCUCUAGAGGCAGUAGAAGGAAAUCGCCGUCGCCAAGAGCUGUGAGAAGAAGAAGCAGAACCAGAAGCAGAGACCGAGAUAGAAAGAGAGACAAAAAACCGACCGAUAGACGCGAUAAGGACAGAGAGAGAAGAGAUCGCGAGAAAAGGUCUAGAUCGAGGGACAGAGAAAGAGAUAAAAAAUCUCGGUCAAGAUCGCGAUCAAGCCGUUCUACGAGGUCACAUUCGAAAGUGCCGAGAAAUUAUGACGAGGAAGAAAAAGGAUUUGACACUGAUAAAGAUAAAAACAAGGAAAAGGAGGUCGAGUUGCCGGUAGAGAAAGGGUCGCCAGAGAAGUCUGAUAAUAUGGAUAUUUCUAAUUCUCCUUAGAUAUAUUAUAGUUUGCGGUGUUUCUAUUUGUUUCAAUAAACGUGAUAAUUAGAGCUAA
Messenger RNA from Psylliodes chrysocephalus, 2026 nucleotides. The record is from the annotation of a GenBank genome assembly. Lineage: Eukaryota; Metazoa; Arthropoda; Insecta; Coleoptera; Chrysomelidae.